AUGGAAAGCAUCUAUAAUAUUUCCUCUGUAUCAUCGUAUUCUUCAUCACUUCCAUCACUAAUCAGAGUUUCAUCAUCAGAGUUUUCUAAAUAUCGGGCAAAUGCAUCGCGCGCAUUCGCAGACCCCAACAACACAGAUGCGCUCAACUUUUCUGAAACUGACAUCAUUUGCCCGGGUAAAACAUUUUGCACAGAGGUUCCAAACUAUUUAGAGCGCACGCAGCUACACAAAGUUAGCGGGGAAAAAUUUGCACAAUUCAAAAUGUACUUCAGAGAUGAUUACACAGAGUUAUCCGCGAUGAGUUUAGCUCAUUACACGCAGCUUGAGGAAGAAGACUACUGCGAUUCUCAAACACAGUUGGAGUAUCCCAAAAGCGCGCAAACGAAGGAUUCGAAGUGGGUACUGGUGGUGCAAUAUGGCGACAACAAGCAGGGAAUCUCGAUGGAGCAGUGCGUGUAA
This is a messenger RNA of Anastrepha ludens (Mexican fruit fly), 459 nucleotides long. RefSeq names its product protein spaetzle-like. The record is from RefSeq and is a predicted model, not a curated record. The transcript has 3 exons. The coding region runs from base 1 to 459 and encodes 152 amino acids. NCBI's taxonomy places the organism in Eukaryota, Metazoa, Arthropoda, Insecta, Diptera, Tephritidae.